Ilyonectria robusta is the source of this 960-nucleotide messenger RNA. RefSeq names its product Pyruvate/Phosphoenolpyruvate kinase-like domain-containing protein. The record is from RefSeq and is a predicted model, not a curated record. Gene Ontology annotation, molecular function: catalytic activity. NCBI's taxonomy places the organism in Eukaryota, Fungi, Ascomycota, Sordariomycetes, Hypocreales, Nectriaceae. Bases 1 to 960 code for a protein of 319 amino acids. The transcript is spliced from 2 exons.
AUGUCUCCCGCUCAAGUAACCAAGAACCGCAGCGCCAAUGGCUCCGGGUACCCCUAUCCUCUUGAACGAGGAGCUCAACGCAACGAGUCAGCCACUCGGCUUCGAAAGAUGAUGGUUGAAGCUCACAUUGACCCAACCAAGAUCGUCCAGCAUCCCAUCGCAUGGGACGGAUUGACCGCGCGUCUUGUCGAGGAAGCUGGAUUCCCCAUGGUCUUCCUCGGCGGCUACGCCGUCAGCGCCUCUCAUGGUUUGGCCGAUGCCGGAUAUCUUGGCUUUGCCGAGAUGGUCCAUCGCACUCUUGAGGUCUGCAGAGUCGUCGACGUCCCGGUCAUGGUUGACGGAGACACUGGGUAUGGCAACGAAGUCAACGUCAGGAGGACUGUGCAAGGCUAUGCCAAGGCGGGCGCUGCAGGAAUCAUGAUUGAAGACCAAGUCAGCCCGAAGCGCUGUGGCCACACCAAGGACAAAAAGGUCGUCAGCUUUGACGAUGCCGUAUCCAGGAUUCGUGCUGCCGUGGCAGCUCGCAAUGAGGGUGUUGACAUUUUUAUCUUGGCUAGAACUGAUGCUCACAUCAUUUCUUACGCGGAAGCCAUUCGACGAGCCAAGGCAUUCUUUGCCGAAGGUGCCGAUGCCGUCGCCAUCGAGGCCAUCACGUCAGUCGACGAGAUGAAGUGCUCGCGACAAGACCUAGGUCCUCAAAUCCCAUCUUUCAUCAACAUCAUCGAAGGUGGAAAGACGCCUUCCAUGUCCUAUGAUGAUCUUGCAGCGAUGGGCUAUUGCAGCGUCGCGUAUCCUUUGACGCUGCUGGCUGCGGGCAUCAAGUCCAUGAGAGGGGCGCUGCAGGGGUUGCUAAGGAAGACCGAGUCGCCGGACACCAUCAUGCAGUUUGAGGAUGUUUGCUCUGCUGUGGGCUUUCAGGAGUACUGGGAUCUGGCUGAGAAACACACAAGGGUUCAGUAG